AUGGCGUUCACCCUACAGCAGCAGCAGGAACGAGCCGAGUUGGCUUCAUAUUUGUAUGAAAAGCAUAUAAAUCAUCAGGAUGGCGUGGCAGGCACGUUAAGCAUCCGGUUAGUAGCCGCUCGAAACUUGCGCGCCGCUGCUUCCAUGUUCUGGGUGCGCAGUUGCAAUCCAUACAUCAUAUUUCGCGUCGGCAAGCAGAGCGUGCGUAGCGCCACAAUACCCAGUAACAAUAAUCCCACAUGGCGUCGGGAGCUUCUUGAAGUGAAGCUGAGUAAAUUGGACCUCAAGUAUCAUCCGCUGGGCGAACACUCAAACGUUCGAAUGGAGCUCAUCGUGGACGCCAUGAAUGAGGACUCGCUUACGGGUAGGGCCACAGAGGCGGUGGGUAUGACGAGUGGAUCAGUCAUUGGCACAGCUGUCGUGGAUUUUACGUCGCUCGUUGAGGGCAAGGAAGACGUCAUGGACCAAUGGGUUUCACUUAGCGGCGCGCUGCCCAUGGCAGGUCCAACUGAAGGGGCAGCCAAGAAGCAGCAAAACGAAGCUGAUUUAAAUUUUGGUGAGGUUCGUGUCGUGUUGCAAUACGAACCCCACGGUAUGGAGCCAUGUGUAGGUGACGUAGUCAAGUUUGAAGGAUUUGGCUCUUAUCCGUCAGCGGUCCUCGGUUCCGUCGAAGAAUUAGAAAUGCACGUCAAGAAGACGAGCGGUAGCUAUUUGCUCUGUAGCUAUACUUCCCAGUCUGGUUAUGAAGCAGCGCUACGCGUACAUCGCAACAACGUGUUUGUGGUACACCGCGGUAGCUUUUUCGACCGCUUGUACGAGUCAUGCAUUGUUGAGCCCUUGGAGUUUGUAAGCUGCACACCUAUCGGUCAGUCGGUAAAGGAAGUGCUGCGUCCGUACAUGAAUGUGGCUCGUGCAUUUAGUGGUCCGGCCCUUGUUGCAACGAAAGCUACACUUAUGACGACCUAUCGUGCAUCCAGAGCAGCAAUUGGUGCUGUGGUGGCUUCGUUGGACGAAUGA
Messenger RNA from Plasmopara halstedii, 1017 nucleotides. Its product is annotated as C2 domain. The coding region runs from base 1 to 1017 and encodes 338 amino acids. Lineage: Eukaryota; Oomycota; Peronosporomycetes; Peronosporales; Peronosporaceae. The transcript has a single exon. The record is from RefSeq and is a predicted model, not a curated record.